AUGCCCACGAGAAGAGCUCUUCCCCUGUGGACACUGGUAGUGCUGCUGCAGCUGGUGGGCUGCCUCCUCAGUCCCUGUUUGGAGGUCAUCCCUACCAAAGUUUUCAGAUGCGUGGGGCAGAACAUCUCUGGAGUCCCCUCUGAAGUCCCAAACACCACCCAGAACCUGGAUUUCAGUUUCAGCAAUCUGAAAUCACUGGGGUCAAAGUAUUUUGCAUCAGUCCCUGAACUGAAUCUUCUGGAUCUUACAAGGUGCCACCUCCAGACAAUAGAAGAUAACUCCUUUAAGGGUCUUCAUAAACUUUCCACAUUAAUUCUAACUGCCAAUCCCCUCCAGGACCUGGGGCCAGCAGCCUUCUAUGGCUUAACAUCUCUGAAAAAGCUAGUGCUGGUGGAAAACAACAUCACCUCCCUGACUGACCUGCCCAUUGGACACUUGCAUACCCUGCAGGAGCUGAAUUUGGGCCACAACAACAUUGCUUCAUUGAAGCUUCCCAAGUAUUUCGCCAACUUGACCUUUCUCAGGCACCUGAGCUUUUUCUCUAACAAGAUCACAUAUAUCUCCAGAGGAGACCUUGAUGCCUUGAAGGAAGUGAACAGACUCAACCUCACAUUGGUACUUUCCUUGAACUACAUAAAAUGCAUAGAGCCAGGGUCCUUUACAAAGAUUCACCUUGGUGAGCUGGUUCUAAGGUCUGCUUUUGAGAACUUCAGUGCAAUGCAGUCUUCUCUUCGAGGCCUGACUGGUUUACAGGUUGGCAGACUGAUAGUUGGAGAAUUCAGUGACAACCAGAGGCUGGUGGACUUUCAGAGCGGACUCCUGAGUGGACUGUGCCAGGUACAAAUGCAAAAGUUUGUCUUAAUCUCUUUCAGGGAUUUUGAGGAUAACACAGACACUCUUUUUAACUGCAUAGGCAACGUCUCCAGCAUCCACUUGGUGAACCUCCUUCUUGAGGAGAUAUCAGAGGUUCCUAUGUACUCACAAGUGAAGCAGCUGGAAUGCAAGAAAUGCAGGUUUAAGGAAGUGCCUGCCAUGAAGUUGUCUCUUUUCAAGCAGCUGAGAGUACUUCGUAUUAUCAAGAACAAACACCUCAAUAGCUUCCGGGAGACAUUUGAGGACCUGACUAACCUGGAGGUGCUAGAUUUGAGUGAGAAUCGCCUCUCCUUCACUCUCUGCUGUUCCCCUAGGUUCCGCAACUGUCCCAACUUGAAACACUUGAACCUCAGCUUCAAUGCUGACAUCAGUGUGACUGGGGAUUUCACUAACCUGAAGAACUUGUUGUACUUGGACUUUCAGCACACAAAGUUACUUGGUCCUGGCUCCUACCCUGUCUUUCUAUCUCUUCAAAAACUCAUUUACCUUGAUAUUUCCCACACCAGAACCCACGUUAAAUCCCAGUGUACCUUUUGUGGCCUGAACUCCUUGCGAGUGCUGAAGAUGUCAGGCAACUCCUUUGAGAACAACAAACUAGCCAACAACUUCAAAAACCUGAGCCACCUCCACACCUUGGAUAUUUCAGGUUGCCAAUUAGUACACGUAGACCAAAGUACAUUUGAUGCCCUCUCUGAACUAAAAGAGCUAAACAUCAGCAAUAAUAAGCUACUGAUCUUUGAUCCUGUUGUCUACAAGCCCCUCCAAGCCCUCACAGCCCUGGAUUUCAGCAACAACCAGCUGAGUGUUCUCUUGGACUCAGCCCUGGAAAUCCUGCCUAAUAGUCUAGUCCUGUUGGACAUCUCUCAAAACCUCUUUGAGUGCUCUUGUGUGUACCAGAACUUCCUGAAAUGGAUCAAGGAAAAGCAGGAGCUGCUGCAGAACAAGGAGUCCAUGAUAUGCCACACACCUGUAUAUGUGAAGAACAUGACCCUGUCAAGCUUUGAUCUGUCCUCCUGCCAGCUCCGUGUGAGCACAGUGGCAUCCUCAGUGAUCAUGUUGCUUGCUGCAAUAGUGUUCCUUUUCCUGAUUUACAAGUACUACUUCCAGCUCUACUACUCAUUGCUGCUACUCAGUGGGUGUAAACACUCUGCAGAAAGAGGUGACACCUAUGAUGCCUUUGUUAUCCACUCCAGCAAAGACCAAGAAUGGGUGAUCAAAGAGCUGGUGGAACCCUUAGAAGGAGGAACACCUCCCUUCCAUUUUUGCCUUUACUACAGGGAUUUCCUACCGGGGGUACCCCUUGUCACCAAUAUCAUCCAAGAAGGUUUCCUGAGUAGCAGAAAUGUCAUUGCAGUCAUCUCUACUGACUUCCUGGAAAGUAAGUGGUGUAGCUUUGAGUUUGACAUUGCCCAGUCCUGGCAACUGGUUGAAGGAAAGUCUGGAAUCAUCAUGAUUGUACUAGAAGAAGUGAAUAAGGCUUUGCUAAGGCAGAGGCUGGGGCUGUCCCGAUACCUGAGGAGGAACACCUACCUGGAGUGGAAAAACAAGGAGAUAAGCAGGCACAUCUUCUGGAGGCAGCUGACAGGAAUCCUGUUAGAAGGCAAAAAAUGGAAUCACGAGCAGGUAAAGCUCAUGUGAAGAGGAAGGGAGAUCACUUCUCUCCUGUAUCCCA
Messenger RNA from Nestor notabilis (Kea), 2545 nucleotides. RefSeq names its product toll-like receptor 4 (gene TLR4). The record is from RefSeq and is a predicted model, not a curated record. Gene Ontology annotation, molecular function: lipopolysaccharide binding; protein binding; lipopolysaccharide immune receptor activity. Gene Ontology annotation, cellular component: membrane. Gene Ontology annotation, biological process: toll-like receptor signaling pathway; inflammatory response; defense response to Gram-negative bacterium. The transcript has 3 exons. Bases 1 to 2511 code for a protein of 836 amino acids. NCBI's taxonomy places the organism in Eukaryota, Metazoa, Chordata, Aves, Psittaciformes, Psittacidae.